AUGGAAUUAGUUUUUUAAGUGGUUAGUUAGGUCUCAAUUUCUUCACUACUAAUUUCCUUAUUACUUUAUUUGAAUUCUUAGCUUUUGCUAAUUUAGGUAAUCUGUCUACUUAUUUUUGGAUUUUUUUAUUACAAAUUUGAAAAGAAAAACAAAUAUUAUAAGUGGGUUCUUCUUCAUAGGAUUUAUGAGCUUAUAUUACCUUUUCUAAAGUAAUCAAAUAUUAUUUCGAAUCUUCGAAGAGAUUUUGUCUGGAGUAUAUUUAAAAUAUAAUUCUAAUAGUUAAUGAGAUUUCUAAUAUGAGCAGUUUAGGCUUUGGGUUAUAUUUAUGUGCCUGA
Messenger RNA from Paramecium primaurelia, 335 nucleotides. The record is from the annotation of a GenBank genome assembly. NCBI's taxonomy places the organism in Eukaryota, Ciliophora, Oligohymenophorea, Peniculida, Parameciidae.